Mytilinidion resinicola is the source of this 288-nucleotide messenger RNA. RefSeq lists its product as uncharacterized. The coding region runs from base 1 to 288 and encodes 95 amino acids. The record is from RefSeq and is a predicted model, not a curated record. NCBI's taxonomy places the organism in Eukaryota, Fungi, Ascomycota, Dothideomycetes, Mytilinidiales, Mytilinidiaceae. The transcript is spliced from 3 exons.
AUGCCCGAAACCGACCUCGAUAUCGACGAGGCCAUAAUCUUUACAAAUUGGAAGACACUGGUUUCCUGCCAGCAGAAGAACGAGAAGCUGCUUCAUGAUAUAGUCACAAAAGAGACAGAGGAGGCGAAAAAGUCUCUACGAUGGAUCCUCGAGGCCCAGAAAGGCACAGCAAUCAACCAAUACCUAUUCGUCUUUACCGUCACGACGAUCAUUCAUCUGCCCCUUAGCUUCGUCGCAAGCACUUUUGGAAUGCACCUCUUUGAUAGUUCGGAACCCCACAAGACAUAA